Molecule: messenger RNA, 675 nt
Organism: Adineta ricciae
Lineage: Eukaryota; Metazoa; Rotifera; Eurotatoria; Adinetida; Adinetidae
Source: the annotation of a GenBank genome assembly
AUGAUUGGCAACGAAGAGUAUGUGUAUGAAUUGAUCAACGACGAAACAGAUGCUCGUAUUUGUGCUCAACUAUUAGCUGAUGAGUUUGUCGUACACGAGCCUAUCACUCGUUUUGACAAAAUUUCAUCGAAGCUUUUUUUUGACCAGAUAUCAUGGCCAUGGAUGAAACAUGCGUUCGUCGAAGGAUUAUCAUUUCUUGCACGGCAUCGGCCCUCGGGUAACAUCGUCGCGGCUAUCAUUGCUACUGAUCUCUAUCUUAGACACAAGAACCACCCGUAUGACGCUUCAGGGGCACCAGCAUUGACUCCAAUCAUUGAUAUAUUGGAUGAAAUGGAAGAUAUAUUUAUUCGUCAUGAUUUUGACCAAGAACUUAAGCCUAAUAUGGUCUUGCACAUUGGGAUGGGUGCCACGCGAGCCGAUCAUGGUCAUAUAGGUGUGGCUACUCGGCUGCGUGCAGUGGCAAUGGAUCACGCACGGAAAGCCAAAGAAUUUCAGUACGCAGUUGUGCAAACUACUAAUCCGGUGACACGUCAUAUAUAUCUGAAGAUGGGUGGAAAAAUACUGUCCGAGAUAGACCCAAAUACCUGGAUUUGGAAGAAAAAAAAUUGUACCUUAUAUCCAUACGAAAAACUUAGCAUUGAUCCAAUACCAAAUAUUCUUAUUAAGUUAACUUAA